This is a messenger RNA of Lepus europaeus (European hare), 3634 nucleotides long. RefSeq names its product tectonin beta-propeller repeat containing 1 (gene TECPR1). The record is from RefSeq and is a predicted model, not a curated record. Lineage: Eukaryota; Metazoa; Chordata; Mammalia; Lagomorpha; Leporidae. Gene Ontology annotation, cellular component: membrane.
CCGGGGAGGGCCGGGCCCGCUGGAUUCGCCGCUGAGGAGCUGCCGCCGCGACCCCGCCCCUCGGGGCCCCGGCCCAGCCGCCGCCGCCAUGCCCAGCUCGGCGCUGUGGGCCGUGGACCUGUUCGGGAGGGUGCACACGCUGUCCACCACGGGCCAGUACUGGGAGCCGUGCAGGGAUGCGCAGCUGGAGUUCAAGCGCGUCAGCGCCACCACGCAAUGCUGCUGGGGCAUCGCCUGCGACAACCAGGUCUACGUGUUCGUGUGCGCCAGCGAGGUCCCCAUCCGCCGCCGGGAGGAGGCCUACGAGAACCAGCGCUGGAACCCCAUGAGUGGCUUCUGUGAGAAGCUCCUGCCGAGUGACCGCUGGCCGUGGAGCGAUGUGAGUGGGCUCCAGCCCCGGCCGCUGGACGGGGUGGCGCUGCCCUCGCCUCACUGGGAGUGGGAGUCGGACUGGUACGUGGACGAGAAUUUUGGCGGGGAACCCACCGAGAAGGGGGGGUGGACGUAUGCCAUCGACUUUCCUGCCACCUACACGAGAGACAAGAAGUGGAAUUCUUGCGUGCGGCGGCGCAAGUGGAUCCGGUACAGGAGAUACAAGUCCCGGGACGCCUGGGCCAAGAUCCCCUCAAAGGACGACCCCAAGCAACUGCCGGACCCCUUCAACGACCUCUCAGUGGGGGGGUGGGAGAUCACCGAGGAGCCCGUGGGCCGCCUGUCGGUGUGGGCUGUGUCCCUGCAGGGGAAGGUGUGGUACAGAGAGGACGUCAGCCACGCCAACCCUGAGGGCUCGCUGUGGAGCCUGGUGGACUGCCCAGGGGAGGUAGCCCAGAUCAGCUGUGGUCCCCACGACCUCCUAUGGGCCGUCCUCUGGGAGGGGCCGGCCCUGGUCCGGGAAGGAAUCAACAGGAACAACCCCCAAGGAAGUGCCUGGUCCAUUGUGGAGCCUCCGGGGCCCGACAGCGGGAUCCUGCAUGUCUCCGUGGGCGUCAGCGUGGUCUGGGCCGUCACCAAGGACCAGAAAGUGUGGUUCCGGAGAGGCGUCAACUCCCACAAUCCCUGCGGCACUGGCUGGAUUGAGAUGGUUGGCGAGAUGACCAUGGUGAACGUGGGGCUCAACGACCAGGUCUGGGGCAUCAGCUGUGAGGACCGAGCCUUGUACUUCCGCCAGGGCGUCACCCCCAGUGAGCUCAGCGGGAAGACGUGGACGGCCAUCGUCGCGGGCCGAGAGUGUGACCGGUCCUACUCGGGCAGCUCGUCCAGCCUCCUCAGCGCCGGCUGCUUCUUCGGCGACGAGGUGAGGGGCGGCGGCGAUUCUGCACCCAGCGACAGUGAUGCCUCCUCGGAGGUGGAAAGGCUGGGACCCGAGCAUCCUCUGUCCGUGGAGCCAGGGGACACAUCCGAGAGCGCAGGCCCAGGGCCCAGCAGGACGGAAGCAGGUGCCGUGCAGAACACCUGCCCAGCCCAGGGCAGCGGGGAGGCCACACAGGUCUCAGGGCUGCACAGGCAGCCUGGCCCGGCUGAGUUGCCCUGGACCAACAUUGACCUGAAGGAGCCCCCGAAAGGGCCCAGCUGCCCAGCAGCCAGUUUUCCCCAGCCCACUGGCCUCUGCUCACUGGGGCUCCUGGGCGUGGAGGAGCCGUGUGGGGCGGCCGACCACCCGCUGUGGGCCUGGGUGUCUGGAGGCGGCUGUGCGGUGGAGGCGGGCUCUGUGCUCAAGUGGUUCUCUGUCCAGUCGGGCCUGUCCCCCUCGGUGCAGACGCUGUCCCUGUCCAUCACGCCGGCACAGACGGCCGCCUGGAGGAAGCAGAUCUUCCAGCAGCUCACAGAGAGGACCAAGCGGGAGCUAGAGAACUUCCGGCACUACGAGCAGGCUGUGGAGCAGUCGGUGUGGGUGAAGACCGGGGCCCUGCAGUGGUGGUGCGACUGGAAGCCCCACAAGUGGGUGGACGUCCGCGUGGCCCUGGAGCAGUUCACGGGGCACGACGGGGCCCGCGACAGCAUCCUCUUCAUCUACUACGUGGUCCACGAGGAGAAGAAGUACCUGCACGUGUUCCUGAAUGAGGUGACGGCGCUGGUCCCGGUGCUGAACGAGGCCAAGCACUCCUUUGCACUGUACACCCCGGAGAGGACGCGGCAGAGGUGGCCGGUGCGCUUGGCAGCUGCCACCGAACAGGACAUGAAUGACUGGCUUGCCCUGCUCAGCCUGUCCUGCUGCGAGAGCCGGAGGGUCCAGGGCCGCCCAUCCCCACAGGCCCUCUGGUCCGUCACCUGCAAGGGGGACAUCUUUGUGAGUGAGCCCAGCCCGGACCUGGAGGCGGGCGAGCACCUGCUGCCUUGCGACCAAAUGUUCUGGCGGCAGAUGGGAGGCCACCUGCGGCUGGUGGAAGCCAACAGCCAGGGUGUGGUGUGGGGCAUCGGCUACGACCACACGGCCUGGGUGUACACAGGCGGCUACGGCGGAGGCUGCUUCCAAGGCCUGGCCAGUAGCACCAGUAACAUCUACACGCAGUCCGACGUGAAGAGCGUCCACAUCUACGAGAACCAGCGCUGGAACCCUGUCACGGGCUACACCAGCAGGGGCCUGCCCACUGACCGCUACAUGUGGAGUGACGCCUCGGGGCUGCAGGAGUGCACCAAGGCCAACACGAAGCUCCCGUCCCCGCAGUGGACCUGGGUCUCAGACUGGGCCGUGGACUUCAGCAUUGCUGGUGGCACCGACCCCGAGGGGUGGCAGUACGCCAGCGACUUCCCUGCAUCCUACCACGGGUACAAAACCAUGAAGGACUUCGUCAGGAGAAGGUGCUGGGCCAGGAAGUGCAAGCUGGUGACCAGCGGGCCCUGGCUGGAGGUGGCCCCCAUCGCCCUCGGGGACGUGUCCAUCAUCCCGGAGAGCACACCAGAUGACAGGCGCAGGCACAGCAUCGCACUCUGGGCGGUCAGCGACAAAGGGGACGUGCUGUGCCGCCUGGGCGUGUCCCAGCUCAACCCCGCGGGCUCUUCCUGGCUGCACGUCGGCACCGACCAGCCCUUCACCUCCAUCUCCAUCGGGGCCUGCUACCAGGUGUGGGCCGUGGCCAGAGACGGCUCGGCCUUCUACCGGGGCUCCGUGUCCCCCGCCAAGCCUGCCGGCGACUGCUGGUACCACAUCCCGCCUCCCGCCAAGCAGAGGCUGCUCCAGGUGUCUGUCGGGCAAACAUCGGUGUUCGCCUUGGAUGAAAACGGAAACCUGUGGCACCGCGCGGGGAUCACGCCCAGCUACCCGCAGGGCUCCAGCUGGGAGCACGUGUCCAACAACGUGCGCAGAGUGUCCGUGGGGCCCCUGGACCAGGUCUGGGUCAUCGCCGACAAGGUCCAGGGGAGCCACAGCCAGCGGGGGACCGUGUGCCACCGCACGGGAGUGCAGCCCCACGAGCCCAGGGGCCAGGGCUGGGACUACGGCAUCGGGGGAGGCUGGGACCACAUCUCCGUCCGGGCCAACGCCACCAGUGGCCGCGAGGCGCGAGCCGGGCGCAGGGAGCCGAGCGCCGCGCAGGAAGCCCCGGGCCCCGUGUGCUGCUGAGGCCGCCGCUCACCUGGAGGGUCCGCGCGGAGCUGCCCGCCGUGCUGGGGUCGGCGCGUCCACGCCGGCAGCGUG